AUGUUAGAAUCGUUUAAAAUUUUAUUUUCCCUUACUCCGACUUUUGCUUCCACUAUCGUUAAUCAUUUUGUAAAAGGUCCUCCACAACCAUCCUGGGAUAUUCAAUUCCAUAUAUUUGUUGUAGCCCUAAAAGUUUUAUUUGAAAAUAGUGUCGCAAAAACUGUUGAAUAUUCUCAAAAAGUCACUGCAAAAGGUCCCUUCUUAUCUAAAAAAUUUAAAGAAGAUGAAAUAGUAAUUCCAAACCAAUUUAGGAAAAAAGCUCAACCUUAUAUUGAACAGGUUAUCAAAGAGUAUGAACAUAUAUUAGAUGAUGAAUGGAAACAAUUUGAAAAUGAUGAUAAAGUAUUAAAUGCCAAAUGGAUUUAUUCUAAAAAACAAGGAUUUAAACGAAGCCAAGAAAAUUUAAGAGUAAUACUUUAUUUACAUGGAGGUGCCUAUUGCAUUUGUGGUAUAGAUUCUCAUCGACCAAUCACUACUAAUUUAGCUAAAGAAACCGAUGCAUUAGUAUUUGGCAAGUCAAUAGAUUAUAGAUUAUCCCCUCAAAGUCAAUUUCCAGCUGGAUUACAUGACACGAUAGCUGCCUAUCUCUAUCUUAUCAAUCCUCCAGAAGACGCCGAUUUUGAACCAAUUGAUCCUAAAAGAAUUGUUAUUAUGGGGGAUAGUGCUGGUGGUGGAUUAGCUUUAGCCACCUUAUUAACACUUAGAGAUACUGGAUUACCGAUGAUGGCUGGAUCGGUUUGUUUGUCUCCAUGGGUAGACUUAACUCAUAGCAUGCCUUCAAGAUUGGAUCCUCGUUUUGAUCACACUGAUUACAUCCCAAAUUGUUUCGGUGAUCUUCCACCUUCACCUGCUUUUAAUGAAUAUAAGAGAAAAGCUAAAAAAUUAUCGAGCCGUAUAAAAUCAGAAACCCAAUCUCCAAUUUGGGAUGAAUCAUUUAAUUGCGAUGAAAGAAUGCAUCUGUAUGUAAACAAUGAAGCAUUGGGAAUACAGUUUGUUAGUCCAAUAUGUGCAGAAAGUUUAGCAGGGUUACCUCCCAUGUUAAUCCAAGCUGGAGAUUGCGAAAAACUUCGCGAUGAAGCAAUUUAUUUCUCAUUCAAAGCAAGUCAACCCGAUAAAUAUAAAUUACCCACAUAUAAUGCAGGAAAAUUCGAACGAUCACCUUUUAAAACGCCAACUAAUGUUACAUUGGAAAUUUACGAAGAUAUGCCUCACGUGUUUCAGUUAUUCGAUUUUUCCAAACCUGCGAAAAUAUCGACUCAACAUAUUGGCGAAUACAUUAAAAAGCUUAUAUCGCACACUACGUCCUCCUCCUUUAAUUCCUCUAAUGAUUUAUUACCUUCGUUAGAUUUUACCAAAAGCUCAUAUUCGUUUAUAACAACUAAAGGCAAAACAUUACCCCUUAAUAAUGAACACAUGGAGGUAUUAGAGUGGACGGAAGUAGGUAAAAUGAGAAGACCUUAUUUUAAAAAACCAGUAAAUAAUUCGUAA
Molecule: messenger RNA, 1488 nt
Organism: Diversispora eburnea
Lineage: Eukaryota; Fungi; Glomeromycota; Glomeromycetes; Diversisporales; Diversisporaceae
Source: the annotation of a GenBank genome assembly